GUUAGACAUAGAACAUACAAGGCAAUCUCGUCUGGCUGGUCUGGCUUAAGAUGCGUAAUUUCCAGGGCUUCAUUGCACUCUGCUCUCUCCCUGCACCCCAUCCUCCCCAUAGUUCCCUCUAAGCCAUUGAAUCUUAAUCUGAUGGUGCACUUCGCUCCUAACCAAAGAAGAACACGGCGAGCCCCAUCACUGCCAUGAGAACAAUCGUAACACCAUGGGACAAGGAACCUGCAGUCUCAACCGUAACACUGCAAUCAAGACCAGCAUCCGAGUACACCUCGUUCACACUCUUCACAAAGUCCUCUUGAGUUUGCUUCAAAGCAACGCCAUCACACCCCUGUGUCUGACAGUAGGGAAUAUUCUUUGCUUCUACCGUCUUGUCUGCACAAGUGGUGGACUUCGUCUGUUGCACGAACGUGGUAUCCGUCACAUUGCUGCAUUCAGAUUCCAACUGCUGGUACGCGGGGAACUCGGCAAAAGUCAACACUGCACAUGCAGAAAUCAAAUACAACUCUCAAAGAAAGAAUCGACACCAACGCCAGUUGGACGUUAUUAUUAGACCAAACGUUUCAGCUUUGGAUCCUUCCGUGUUGGCCCAAACUUUUGCAAUAGGUGCACUGUCAUCAAGUUGGAGCACCUGUUGCUUUGGAACGGUUCUUAGGAACGGAACCGUGCACCGCUCAAUCCAGCUGCCCACCUCGCAGGGCUUGACCCUUCCCAUUGAAUAGACGAAUCUACAAGAGUGGUACCGCGGUACCAGGGCACUAUCAACUGUGGUUGGCUAUUGAAGAGGGCACGUACCGGUAUGCAUUAGCCUCUUCACACUUUCUGUGCUGCAUCUUUAUCCUUUCAGGGCAUCGUUUGUUUUUCUUUCCACUUGGUGGUUACUUGGUUUCUUUGCGCAUCAUGAUCGUAACUUGGAAAGGUCUUCUGCUCACACUGGUCCAUUCAGUGGCCGCCAUCAGAGGCGCAAAUUCCAGGAGAGACCCUCCUCUAUUUGACCUGUUGGACGACCAACGUCCAUUGGCACGGCAUCUUGAGGAGUUGGGCCCUGGAUUCAAGCAAACAUUUAAUUUUUCAGCAACGGAAAAUCGCACCAUGUUUGGCGCCAGGACUGCCAUUAGCGCUGAUGGGACUGUGGUGGCGCUUGCAGGUGAUGGAUUUGUGGAAGUCUACGAGCAAGUCAGUGGUGACAGUUUUGAUGAUUGGCGCUUGCGUGCAGUGAGAAUCGCAACAACCUCUGGUACCUUGCCAAAAGCGAUUGACUUGUCACCGGAUGGCAUGAUCGUGGCAAUAGGGCAACCAGACUGGAACAGCGCAAGAGGGCGUACUGAUAUUUACGCUUACAACACUACUGACAACACUUGGACUGAUAUUGGAAGCUGGUCUGGAUCUGAUCCCAAUUACAAGGUCGGAUACUCUCUGGCAUUCCACAAGCCAGCACCCAAUGCGCUUGGGCACUAUGGCAAUGGAGACACAUUGGCAUUAGGCAUUCCUGGUUUUGAACUGGUUGGUGACCCAGGCUUUGAAUAUCCUCUAGGAGAAGUCUAUCUGUUGUUUAGAAAUCAGACGUCAGGGCGGUACUUUCUCAGUGAAGAAGUCCGCGGAAAAAGUUUAACAGGAUCAGCUGAUCAAGGACGUGUGGACUUCUUGGCAUUUGGCAGUACUGUGGCCCUCGGAGGUACUGGGGAAUAUGUGCUUGCAGUGGGAAUUGACACAUUUAAUACAGAACUUCGACCAGGCAGAGUUGUGGUCCUGGUAUCGCCGCUUAACACGGAGGGUCAGUUUAACCUUUUGGGAAGUGAGAUUGUUGGAGAAGGUGGAGGAGAUGGCUUUGGGUCAUCCAUUGCUUUGAAUCAAUUUGGGACUAUCAUUGCAAUUGGAGGGCCACUCAAUGAUGGCAGAAAUUUUAUCAUGGCUGGACAUGUAGAAGUUUAUAGCUACAAAAGGGGGCUUGACGAAUUCUGGGUGCAGCUGGGAGGGGACAUUGAUGGAUUUACCUUUAAUGAGCAGUUUGGCUUCUCUGUGGCUCUGGAUUAUGAUGGUGACACCCUCUUGAUUGGAGCCCCCUUCUUUGGUGGUGGUACUACUGGCUUUGGUGAUGAUGCUGGCUAUGCCACUGUUUUAGAAUACAAUCGGAAUAGUGACGCCUGGUUUUUUGUUCAGAUCAACCGUGAUGAAAAUCCCCUUACCCUUGAGGGUUCAGAAGGCUCCCGUUUGGGUCAUGGUGUGGCCAUGUCUGCCAAUGGAGCCAAGCUGCUUGUUGGAAUACCAUUUGGAACAAAUCAACAGGGCGUUGUUUCAGGGACUGCUGAAUUGUGGCAAAACACAAUGUACCCCACCUUUUCUCCAAUUAACAAUCGCCUUCCAGAGUAUAAUCCAAAUGGGUCGGGCUCAUUGGCGGGAGGUGUCUACUGGGUGACAUCAAAUGUGAGUCGAGCUUGGAACUCUGGGGUUGCUUUCAUUCAAUCAGUCUUUGGUGUCUGAAGGAAAGAAAGUUGAAUGAUGAUUGUACUAGUAUGCAAGAGUUCAUAGGCGUCCUCUAGCGAGAAAGGCAUUCAAGAUCUAGUUUCACUUUACAUCUAUUGCAGGAUAGAUCUAUUCUUUGGCCCUGAAAGAGCAGGUAUUGCUAGCCAUCUAAUAGCCUCUCUUGAAGCAGCCAACAGGCAUGAAAAGCAUUCGCCAUCAGCAAGCUAGCUAGUUCUAUACGCGA
Messenger RNA from Seminavis robusta, 2713 nucleotides. Lineage: Eukaryota; Bacillariophyta; Bacillariophyceae; Naviculales; Naviculaceae. The record is from the annotation of a GenBank genome assembly.